GAUUGUCUGCUGCCAAACUCUUGACUGAACAUGGUAUUAAAGUUUUGGUCUUAGAAGCCCGAGACAGAGUAGGAGGAAGAACAUACACUGUGAGGAAUGAACAUGUUAAUUAUGUAGAUGUUGGAGGAGCUUACAUAGGACCAACCCAAAACAGGAUUUUAAGACUAUCAAAGGAGUUGGGUUUGGAGACAUACAAGGUGAACAUCAGUGAGCGCCUGGUUCAGUAUGUCAAGGGGAAAACGUAUCCAUUUCGGGGUGCCUUUCCACCAGUUUGGAACCCCAUUGCAUAUCUGGAUUACAACAAUCUAUGGCGGACAAUGGAUGACAUGGGGAAGGAGAUUCACGUUGAUGCUCCAUGGGAUGCCCCGCACGCUGCUGAGUGGGACAAGAUGACAAUGAAAGAUCUUAUCGAUAAAAUCUGCUGGACAAAGACUGCUCGGAAAUUUGCUUAUCUCUUUGUGAAUAUUAAUGUGACUUCUGAGCCACAUGAAGUUUCAGCACUUUGGUUUUUGUGGUAUGUAAAGCAGUGCGGGGGUACCACUCGAAUCUUCUCAGUUACCAACGGGGGCCAGGAGCGCAAGUUUGUCGGUGGAUCUGGUCAAGUGAGCGAACGCAUAAUGGACCUUCUUGGGGACCGAGUAAAAUUGAGGCGUCCUGUCACCUGCAUUGACCAGACAGGGGAUAACAUCAUCAUCGAGACAUUAAAUAAUGAAAUCUAUGAGUGCAAGUACGUGAUUAGUGCCAUUCCACCAGCUCUGACUACUAAGAUCCACUUCAGACCAGAACUACCACCAGAGCGAAAUCAAUUGAUUCAGCGUCUUCCAAUGGGAUCUGUCAUUAAGUGCAUGAUGUAUUACAGGGAGCCAUUCUGGAAGAAGAAAGACUACUGUGGCUGCAUGAUCAUUGAAGAUGAAGAUGCUCCAAUUUCAAUAACGCUGGAUGACACCAAGCCAGAUGGAUCACUGCCAGCCAUUAUGGGGUUUAUUCUUGCGAGAAAAGCCCAUCGGUUUGCCAAAUACUCGAAGGAAAUAAGAAAGAGGAAGAUCUGUGAACUGUAUGCCAAAGUUCUAGGAUCUCAGGAAGCCCUGCAUCCUGUACACUAUGAAGAGAAGAAUUGGUGUGAGGAACAAUAUUCCGGGGGUUGCUACACGGCUUAUUUUCCCCCUGGGAUAAUGACACAAUAUGGAAGGAUAAUUCGCCAGCCUGUGGGAAAGAUUUACUUCGCUGGUACCGAGACAGCCACACAAUGGAGUGGAUAUAUGGAAGGAGCAGUAGAGGCCGGGGAAAGGGCAGCUAGAGAGGUCUUGAAUUCUUUGGGGAAGGUGGCAAAGAAAGACAUCUGGAUCCAUGAACCUGACUCAGUGGAUGUACCAUCUGUGGAAAUCACUCAUUCCUUCUGGGAAAGGAACCUACCAUCUGUGAGUGGCUUACUGAAGUUCAUUGGGUUUUCAGCAUCAGUAACUGCCAUGUGGAUUGUGAUAAACAAGUGCAAGAUGCUACACAGACCCUAAAGAAUUAACUUCAUGCUUUCUGCUGCUUUUUCACUGGCAUAAUCAAAUGGAAAAUCAAGAGCUGCUCAUUGGUCCAUCUUUAAAUGCCCUAGAUUUAAUCCAUCCGUUUAGUUUCCAUCCAUGUUAAAGUAAAAUCAGCCCAAAGAAUCACCUAACUCUUUUCAGUAAGACCAAGUUACAUCUUGCAUGCCUGUGUGGAAUAACCUGUGUUGAUUGAUCGAAUAAAACCUUUCAGCAUCGCUCCAA
Molecule: messenger RNA, 1757 nt
Organism: Echinops telfairi (small Madagascar hedgehog)
Lineage: Eukaryota; Metazoa; Chordata; Mammalia; Afrosoricida; Tenrecidae
Gene: MAOA
Product: monoamine oxidase A
Exons: 14
Molecular function (GO): oxidoreductase activity
Source: RefSeq, a predicted model, not a curated record